AGAGAACAAAUACAAUGGCGACUUCAUUAGCAAGACAGCUUGCGGCACUGCGGACGCCUGCCAGUGCUCCAGUCAUUCAGGAUACUGCUUACUGUGGGCCAUUCCUUUUUACUGAAGCAAACCAGGACAAUUGUGAUUUUGCGAGUCUUCAACUUAACGCUGGUGAAUCCCUGUCUAAGCUGUGUGAGAUAGACGUAGUGUUCGCGAGGUUCACCAGGUUUCUCAUAGAGGACAGACUUGAUGAGAGACUUGAUUCUGAGGUUAUAGAAGAGCUGUUGUUCCUUCUGUCACCAUAUGUCCUACUCCGACCUGCUCAGUGGGUUCUUCAACUGCUUAUCACGAAGCAUAAAGUCCACUACAAGUAUCCUGAGAUUUUCUUCUUCUCUCUGCUUCCUUAUUAUGACUAUGAUAUCUACUCUCAAGGAGUUGCUGCUAUUGAAACAGUCCCAGGAGGUGCAAGCUAUCCCAACUGGUUUCCCAAGUUCAAGCAAUCCUGCUUCCCAACCACCAAACUCAGUUUAUACAGGCAUAUAGCGGCAGACAGAGGUUUCCUAAAACUUCUAAGUGACUUAAUGCUUAGACUGAGUAAACAUGUUGUGGCUUAUCCAAGUCUGAAAGUGAAACGACAGUCCAGUUUGUAUGUCAUGGCUAUACUGGGAGCUCUGGAGAAUAGAAGGGAUUUGGGAGAGGAGCAAGCCAUGUACAUCUUGCAGGUCAUCCUCAACAGCUUGAAAAGCAACAACAACGAUAUCGUCUCGAUGGGCCAAAUAAUUCUUUCAUACAUUCUGCCUAGGGUUACAUUUAAGGAGAAAACUAUGACAAAGAUUUCUAAAUCCUUUAAGAAUUGCAUCAAAAAAUCUGCAAGUGUAGAGAACCUAAUGCUGAUGGUGUUGAUGGUGAGAACCCAGGAGAAUUUGAACACCGAGAAGACGGUAAAGUUGAUGAUAUCACUAGAGCCAGCGCUUAAUACAUGUGUCAACAUGUUAGGAGAAGACGAAAGUGUUGAGGGUAUUAUUGAUAACAUUAUUUACACCUUGGCUCUGCUUCUGAAAAAAACUCUCCCUGAGGAAGACGAGCUUUAUCCUUCCUCUACUCACGAAACCGUUAAGAUCCUGUCAAUAGUAAGUGGGAGUGCCAAAAAGGCUCCUCUGUCUUCGGAAUCUGCUAUGUUUAUCGGAGAGAUUGCUUACAAGCUUUUGAGAGCUAUAAACCGGACCCCUGUCGAAGAUAUAAUCGAUAAACCUCUGGUCGAGCAAGUUAAAUUUUCCUGCGAGAAAAUAAUGAAAAUCAUUCAUGAAUCAUAUUCUGCAGAAUAUCAGAGGAUUGAAAUGGACACGGAUAACGUUGAUAUGUUUUUCAUGGGUGGAGACACUCUGGAAAAUAGACCUGCAGAAGGUUUGGUCUCUGCUAAGAAAGCAAUUAUGAACAAUAAGUUGAUCGGUCACUUCAUGGAAAACCUGCUAAACUUCAGGCCUGGGUCAGCAGAUCGUGGUGUUGCUAAACUUGUGAGAAAGAACAGAGUUGACAUCUCAGCAGUACUGAAAGUUGAAACUGGGUUUCUUGUUGAGCAAAUAGAGAAAGAAGGGUUCGAGAAUCUUUUGCUAAAUCUUCUUGUCACUCUUCCCUCCUUCCCUAUGAAAGAUAAGGCUCCAGUUGUCAAACAUCUCUGUGCUGAAGUCGGAUUUAAAAAUAUAUCCAACAAGAUCAGAUUGGAGCUAAUCCUCAUUUCAUUCUUUCUCAAGGAGAUGAAAAUUAUCCAAAAUGUGAUCCGAGGCAGUUACUUUUCCAGGGAGUCACCGCUUUUAUCCUCAGUUUGUGCUCUCAGUGAUGAUAACCCGGAUAUGAUUGAAUCUGUUGUGGAGAAAGUUCAGAUUUUCUUGUCAAAUGAAGUUCUCACAGUUUUCCUUCAAGAUGCUCUUCUCGGCAAUUUUCUAGAGAUCAAGGUUCUACUGUUGUUGGGACUUAGAGCUAGGCUAGAUUACGAAGAUUCUCUGAAUCUAGACAAAGAAAUACUGGUCAAGUUUAUGCUCAAGAUUUUGAAAGAAACCAAGAAGACGGAGAAGGAUGUGUUUGAAGCUGGAAAUUUUAAAGAGAAUGGUAAGGAGUCCAAGGAAACGCAGAAUCUUCUCUCUUCAGCUCUCAAUAACGGAAGAAUUUCGGAUGAACUUAUUCUCCGUGUUCUUCAUAAAAUGAAUUUUAUGUCCGAUAUCUCCACCGCCCAGCAGUUCAUGGAAACUCUACCGGUAAUGAUAGAAAAUGGAUUUAAAGAACUCGCUUGCUCUAUCGAAGGUUUAAUUAAAACUUCCAUACCUGAUGAGUUUGAGUUACUCAAGCUCUAUCUCCAGGUUGUCAAGAACUCGAGGAUGGAGAAAUGCAAAUACCUGUGUUUACAAAGGAUUGGAAAACUUCUGGAAGAGAAUAAUUACCUCGCAUUGAUGUUGCAAGAACAGCCUGAGAAUUGUCUUCCUCCUCUUCUCCUUACUCAAAUUUUCAGCUGCAACGAUAGUAUAAAGAAGAUUGCUUUCAGUCUUCUGAAACUGUUAAUGAAAGUCACUGAUGAAACUAAAUUAAAACCGAUAAUAUCAUUCCUUUGUGCUCAUAAGACCGAAAUCUUGAGCCAGGAAGGAAAUAUUGCACUGCUCUUGAAGAAAUCUGAAGUUGAAGAGAGUUCCCUGAUUGUUCUUCUAGAACAGGCAAUUCUUGCACCAGGGAAUUGCGUGGAGGGUCUGAUAGACUUGUUCACUCCUCUGAAGUCCAAGAAUUCUGUUUGUCGGAUUGCACAAUUUGGUUCAGAUUUGCUUAGCAAAGGAUCCUGUUCGUCAACAGUGAAACUUAUAAUUGAAAGAUUCGUGAAAAGAAUUAUCAAAUAUAUCUCGGAGAAACCGUGUCUUCAAUUCUUUCUUGAAGGAACUCAAAGUACCCAGAGUAUAGAAGUUGCAGGUCUACAAACUAGAUUAUCCACUCUACUUCUAGAGAAAUCUACGUCUGCCAAGCUUUGGCAGGAUACUAACGCCGAAACAUUGGAAGGCAUGCUGAAACAGUUUAUUGCCUUGUCCAUGGAAACUCAAACCUUCCAGCUGAUUCAACUGCUAACUAAUUUGAAGCUUACGGUUUCCAUGUUUCUAACACAACUAAAAAACAUUUGGAACCAUCAGGACCUCGCUAAGAUUAAAGUUAACGAAGAAACAGGAGAGAGUGGUGUUUGGAGUCAGACCCUGUUCCUUUUUGAGGUAUUGGAAAGUUUCUUGCCAAAGGAGCAGUUUGGAGAACAGAAAUGGGAACUCAUGAUACAGCCCUUGUUCGCCUUACUCAGGAAGAGCACCGAAGGCGAGGUUAUUGAGUCCUCUUAUAAACUCAACUUGAAUUUGUCAAUCCUCUUGAAAGUGUUUAACCUUACACCUGACCUUAGGCUUAAACAACUCAGCAGCAAGGAUCUCGAGCCUGAGUUGUUAACCAACUGUAUCAGAAAAAGUUCAAACCCAGAGACAAGACAGCUAGCACUUCGUGUGCUGGCCAGGUGUGCGAUGACCAGCCCUGAAUUUGUUCUGCAAAACAGUAUGACUAUAUUCACUUUCAUGGGAUCUCAUCUUCUCAGGAUGGACUCUAAGCACAGCUACAAGAUUGCUUGCGAGGCAAUAGACGUAAUUGUACCUGCAAUACAGUCUGCCUGUUCUACUCAGAUUCAGAGGCAGAAAACCUCCCUAGAUAUCCUGAACAGUUUUAUCAAUGCUGAGGAAGAUGUGCCGGAACACAGAUAUACAGAGUUUAUUUAUAGACUCGUCAGAGCAUUAGGUAUUGAUGCUUACCUGUGGAUAUCUAUGGUUCUGAGUGUUAAAACAAGAGCAAAAUCUAAGAACAGGAGUUAUCAAACUGAACUUACUCACAGACGACAGACAGAUUUGCUGGGACGUGUUACAGUAUCUGAAGGGCUAGGAUCACUCCUAAGGAUUAUGGUGAACAUGCGCACUGAUGCACCACAGCUUCGUCAAAUGUUUGGUGUCGCGAUCGAUCGCAAAGAAAUAGGAAAUGAUGAUUGGGAUGUACUACGACUAAGUGCUCUUCUUCUUCUUACCCAUGUGUUCUCCACUGGAACUUUUAUUUCUAAAAUUGGAAAAGAACUUUUGGGAGAGGAGAAGGAGAAAAUACAGGAGUUACUUCAUUUAAUUAUGGAAUCGUCUAUUCUCUCCCUAGAGAGCUACGAAAGUUUCCCCUCGACUGUUCCAAACAAGUUGAAAACUAGCAUAACAUCACAGGCUGAACGAGUUCUCGAGCUUAUACUAGCACUUGUUCCAUUCCAGCUUUAUUUAAAAAUUGUCGGCCAACUUUUAGACAGUCAGAAUUCUGUUAUUAGGAAGCGAGCAAUGGAAGUUAUAAAGACAAAGAUGGAAGAAGCUGAAUCAACUUCUGGUGUUUCAACCCUCCUUGCUCCCCUCGUUAAACUCGCUGUAAAAGAGGAUAAACCACAAAAUCAACAGAUUGCACUGCUCGGGAUCCGACAAAUCUGUAAACAAGUUGAGGACACUAGUCUACUCAGGGUACCGUUGGAGCACCUUAAUCCAUCCUUUCUCACCUCCAUCAAAAAUCCAUCAGUACUAGGAGCUGCUGUUCUAGCUCUUUCUGAUAUAAUAUCUGUAGCAGGGAUUGUAGGUGUUCCCUUUGUAACUGGUAUUACUAGUUGGUUGCUCAAUUCACUAGAGACUUUGAACGAAUCCUCAGAAGAAGAAAAGGACAUCCGUAUAGUUUACUCCAGUCUGUUGGUUGGACUGCAAAAGGUUUUGGAAAACUUUGGUGGAUUCAUUAAUCCAUUCCUUGACAGAGUUAUAAUGCUGACCUGCAAGCUGAUCAACCAUCCCUUAGCUGGUCCUAGAGCUUCAGUUCUAAUGACGAGUAUUGGAGAGAAUAUAUCUCCACAUAUCCUGCUCUCCAGAGCUAAAAUUCUUCUAGAAAAGCUUUGGAACGAACCUGAACCUGUGGCGAACCUUGCAGGACUUAUUGCCUGCAACUCGAAGAAGCUUGAAAGAGGUCAGCUCAGUUCAGUCUCAAAACAGUUCAUGGAGUUCUUUACGGUAGCUCUGACUUAUAGAACAAAGCAGAAACCCUCAGAACAGACAGAGAAAACAGAAGCAGAGAUAAUAUCCUCUUUCCUGACAGUCACUCUUCGACUCUGUCUAGAGGACUUUAAACCAGUUUUCCAGCAGUUUAUAAACAAACAAAAACUUGGAGACGAUGCAACUCUGAUAACGAUGUUUAAUUUGAUCGAACGGGUGGGAGCAAGGCUGAAGAACUUGUUUGGUUUUGGAGUGGAGUUUGUUCUCACCGAGGGAACUUCAAUAAUUCGCUCUCAAAAUAGAUCCACUAAUGUGGUUGCUGCUGUACUCGGGUGUAUUACUACGGUAUUGUCGUAUAAUCGGGUCAGUUGCCUUUCUCAGACUCAGUUUGAAGAGCUAGUUGCUGCUCUAAUAUCUGUGUAUCAGGAAGAUGAUGACUUGCAUCAGAAAUUAGAGGAAUCCAUUGUCGUCCUUUCAGCCGCGACUGAUGAUGAUACGAACUGGAAACAUCUGAACUUCACAGUACUUAUGUCUCUCAGAGAUCCGGAGGCCUCUGUUAGAAUGAAGAUAAUUCAACUGAUUAGGAGAUUCGUUACUUCCAGGUCGGACACCUACCUUGUGGUUCUACCGGAUGCGGUGCCCUUCCUCUCCGAGAUAUUAGAAGAUGAUGAUCAGGAUGUCGAGAACUGUUGCAAGGAGUUGAUUCAGCACAUGGAAACCACAUUCGGACAAAAUAUUGAAACAUAUUUCAUGUAACAAAUUUAAAUUUCGGCUUCAAACAUUUUUUUCAGA
Molecule: messenger RNA, 5840 nt
Organism: Eurytemora carolleeae
Lineage: Eukaryota; Metazoa; Arthropoda; Copepoda; Calanoida; Temoridae
Product: HEAT repeat-containing protein 1-like
Exons: 36
Coding region: 15-5804 (1929 amino acids)
Biological process (GO): positive regulation of transcription by RNA polymerase I; maturation of SSU-rRNA from tricistronic rRNA transcript (SSU-rRNA, 5.8S rRNA, LSU-rRNA)
Cellular component (GO): 90S preribosome; t-UTP complex; small-subunit processome
Molecular function (GO): snoRNA binding
Source: RefSeq, a predicted model, not a curated record